Larimichthys crocea (large yellow croaker) is the source of this 1724-nucleotide messenger RNA. RefSeq names its product tetraspanin 2a (gene tspan2a). Gene Ontology annotation, cellular component: plasma membrane. NCBI's taxonomy places the organism in Eukaryota, Metazoa, Chordata, Actinopteri, Sciaenidae. The record is from RefSeq and is a predicted model, not a curated record. Bases 176 to 838 code for a protein of 220 amino acids. The transcript is spliced from 9 exons.
AAGAGGCAGCGUGGAGGCAGCCAGCCUGCGCGGCUUGUGCGCAUGUUUGGAUGUAACGUUAAUCGCGGUGCAGGUCCUUUCAUCAUUACAUGGUUGAUGCACAACUGUAAGAAGCGAGGGUUUGACACACAUAAACAGCGCUUAGAUCGGAGAUAUCGACAAAUCAGGUGGCAUCAUGAGCAAAGUGCAGGGUGGGAUGAAAUGCGUGAAAUAUCUGCUUUUCGUUUUCAACUUCAUCUUCUGGUUGUCGGGCCUGCUGGUGCUGGCUGUGGGACUUUGGCUCAGGUUUGACCCAGAAACAGUGAAGCUACUGACAGGAGAUGGUGCCCCUGACACAUUCUUCAUAGCUGUGUACAUCCUUCUUGGUGCAGGAGCGUUGAUGAUGAUCGUAGGGUUCUUUGGAUGUUUUGGGGCUGUUCGUGAGUCUCAGUGUCUUCUUGCAUCGUUCUUUGUUUGCCUUCUGAUAAUCUUUGGAGCCGAGAUUGCCGCUGGUGUGUUUGGAUUCAUAAACAAGGAGCAGAUUGUUGAAGAAGUCCAAAAGUUCUACAGUAGCUCCAUCUCUGCUGACGUCUCCAAUUCGAAUGGCACCGCCAUCGCACUCAUUUACCACCAGACUCUGAACUGUUGUGGAGGCUCAGCAUCAGACGCGACUAGCACACUUUGUGCAGACAUUCCCGAGGAGACACAGGACUGUCUCAGUGCAAUAACAGACUUCUUCAACGAGAGGCUUCAUAUCAUUGGAUAUAUUGGGAUUGGUGUGGCAGGAGUAAUGAUCAUAGGAAUGAUCUUCAGUAUGGUUCUGUGCUGUGCCAUCAGGAACAACAGGGAGGUCAUAUAGAUGUCCUGAGUGGAGGUUCACUGAAUAAUACAAAGAGAGAGUACAAUACAUCCCAGACGUCCCAGUUGUCCGCGGGCCAAAUUCAACACGAUACGCUGGAUCGUUAUUUUCACACCGUCUCCUCAACUCCACCAGCGCUGAUAAUUUAUUUCUCUGUCCUUUUCCAUAACACAUGCUCUGCUUUUGGCACAACUCUGUGACACUUCUCGGUUUUAACAUCUUUUUUCUUUUUUCAUUGCUGUUGCUCCACAGGGGCGACAGUGCUGCACAUGACGAAGCCUUCUUUGACACAGGAAAUGUUGUGACUGAGGAGUAUUUGCUGUAAAUAUGGACACCUUGCCGUUAACAUUAUUUAUCGUGCCUAUUCUAGCAUCUUUUAUGUAAUUUCUAGGCCUUACGCCAAUCAUACUUUGUGUGCUUAAAUGUUUUGAGGACUUGUCUACCUUUGCAAAGUCGAUUUCCAUUAUGUGCCUAUAUCUAGUCACACAGACAAGCCUGCAGCUGCUGUGCUAUUUAUCUAUUCCAUGUGAUUUGAAUAUGUACAUAAUGACUGUGCUUGCUCCCAGCCACCACUCUCAAGUAUUUCUACUUUAAAGCACAAUAGAAGAAGUGUAGAUGUGAUAUCAACCCAAAGGGUUAGGAAAGGUCUGAUGAAAAACUGCCACUCUGUGAAUCUCCAAAUUCAUCUAAAAGGUCACGAGUAAUACGACGUCUUGAGCUCUUCUGGAGCAUGUGUGAACUGUAACAGUGAGCUAGUCUUUUGCAUUUUGUGUGUGAAUUAUUUUGGAUGUAAAUUUUGUUGGUGUGCCAAUAAGAUGUGAAUUAUAGAAUAAUAUAGUUUGUCAUACCGUUAACCAUAAUUAAAAGAAGAAACUGGGUGCUUUUA